This is a messenger RNA of Gossypium raimondii (Peruvian cotton), 888 nucleotides long. RefSeq names its product ankyrin repeat-containing protein At5g02620. NCBI's taxonomy places the organism in Eukaryota, Viridiplantae, Streptophyta, Magnoliopsida, Malvales, Malvaceae. Bases 1 to 888 code for a protein of 295 amino acids. Gene Ontology annotation, molecular function: protein binding. The transcript has 2 exons. The record is from RefSeq and is a predicted model, not a curated record.
AUGGGACCUGAGGAGCCUGAAGACAACAUCACUUACAUGGAUGCUUCGCUGUAUAAGGCAGCAGCAGAAGGCAACAUUGAAGUAUUCAAUAAUAAGCGGGGGCUUCAACUUGAGUCGCUAAAGACCCCAAACCAUGACAACCUGCUCCAUGUUAACUUGGCAACCCAGGAGAAUGCUGUCUGGCUUUUUGACAGUGUUCACUCAUUCUUCAAAUUAUUCCCCGUAGAAUAUGUAAUAUUCCAUCGGUAUUUGAGUAUUUUCAUUACUAUGAUAAAAAGAGAAAAGAGAUCAGAUUUUAUCGAACAAAUUCUCAGCAAGUGUCCGUCACUGCUACUCCAAACGAAUGCUAAAGGUCAAACUCCUUUGCACGUUGCAGCAAGGUAUGGACAUUCUGCUAUUGUGAAACUACUAAUCAAGUUUUGCGCAAAAGCUAGAGAUGGAGAUUUAGAGAAGCUGGGAAUGGAUCAAGUAAAUGCAGUGAGGGAGAUGCUGAGGAUUACGGAUCAGGAAUCCAACAUGGCUUUGCACGAAGCAGCACGUUGUGGCAAUGUUGAAGUGGCGAAAGCAUUGUUGGAGUUUGAAGACCCUGAUUUUCCGUAUUCUGCCAACAAAAAACAGGAGACUCCACUUUACAUAGCAGCUAGGAGGAGAGGAUCUGGGCGCUUGUUGACUCUAUUAUUAGAUAAAUUCAAAUCAACUGGUCAUGGCGGCCCCCACGGUAGAACAGCUUUGCAUGCAGCAGCUAUGGCUGGAGAUGCAGAGGCAAUAAGGAUAAUAUUAGAGAAGAAGGGGAAUUUGACAAAGGAAAGAGAUGAAGAUGGACACACCCCUUUUCAUAUUAUGCUACACACUUGGGUUAUAGAUUAUCAGUUGUGGAAGAACUGUUAA